AUGUCCAAACGCCAACCCCUCAAACUCCUUAUGCUCCACGGCUACACCCAAUCCGGCCCCCUCUUCCAUGCCAAAAGCCGCGCCCUUAUCAAACACCUCACGAAAGCUUUCCCCCUCCACGAUGUGUCCGCAACCUAUCCCACCGGCCCCCUCCGCCUCAAUCCCGCCGACAUCCCCGGCUACGAACCCACUCAGGAACCCUCGACUGAACCCCUCGAAGCCUACGGCUGGUUCCGCCGCUCCAACACCGCCAAUCCCCCCGAAUACCUGGGUCUGGAGGAUGGGCUCGCUGCCAUCGCGAAAGUGAUGGCCGAGGAGGGGCCGUUUGACGGCGUGAUUGGGUUCUCGCAGGGUGCAGCUAUGGCUGCGAUGGUCGUGUCGUUGCUGGAGGAUGGGAGAAAGGAGGCGUUUGCGCGGUUUUUGGAUCCGGUGGUUGCGUCGGAGGGGAAGGGCGAGGCGGAGGAGGUUGUGGGUGGUGUGUCGUUUCCGAAGUCGUUUGAGGGGCUUGCGCAUCCGCCGUUUAAGUUUGCGCUGUGUUAUAGUGGGUUUCGCUCGCCUGGGGCGAGGUAUCGGGGUUUCUAUGAGAGUCCGGCUGUUCAAACGCCGAUUUUGCAUGUUUUGGGGUCGUUGGAUGCGGUUGUGGAAGAGUCGAGGAGUAAGGCUUUGGUUGCGGCUUGUGCUGGGAAUCCUGAGAAGGAGGGGAAGGUGGUGUGGCAUCCUGGUGGACAUUUUUUGCCCAGUCAGAGGCCGUAUUUGGAUGCUGCAGUGAGGUUUAUUAGGGAGCAAUUGGAGGGGGGUGCGAAGAAGGAUGCCGAGGAGGAGGAUGUUAAUGAUAUGGAUCUGCCGUUUUAG
Aspergillus alliaceus is the source of this 852-nucleotide messenger RNA. RefSeq names its product alpha/beta hydrolase. NCBI's taxonomy places the organism in Eukaryota, Fungi, Ascomycota, Eurotiomycetes, Eurotiales, Aspergillaceae. The transcript has a single exon. The record is from RefSeq and is a predicted model, not a curated record. The coding region runs from base 1 to 852 and encodes 283 amino acids. Gene Ontology annotation, cellular component: nucleus; cytoplasm.